CAAGUGCAUCAGGCACGACUUCACCAAACACUGCAACCACUCCAUCUCGCCGCUUCCACAUCGCACACUCACACCUCCUGGUCAUCAACCCCCUUACUAUCUGACAGACGACAGCAACGCCAAAAUGAUUAACCAAACGGGUUCGCUAGGCGAGGAUGGCAUCCACAUCGACAUGAACCACCUCAAGUCCGGUGAGGUCAACCUUGGAACGUCCAUCAUGGCCAUCAACUUCAAAGACGGUGUCAUCCUCGGCGCCGACUCCCGCACAACCACAGGCGCAUACAUUGCCAACCGAGUGACGGACAAGCUCACGCAAGUCCACGACACGAUUUGGUGCUGUCGAUCGGGUUCUGCCGCAGACACACAAGCCGUCGCCGACAUCGUCCAGUACCAUCUCAGCACAUACGGCAUCACGAACGACGAAGCACCUACCACACAGACCGCCGCAGCACUGUUUCAAGAGCUGUGUUAUGAGAACAAGGACAUGCUGAGCGCAGGCAUCAUCAUUGCUGGUUGGGAUCCACGACAUGGAGGGCAGGUAUACCAGAUUCCGUUGGGCGGAUCGCUGCACAAGCAGGCAUUUGCCAUUGCUGGUUCAGGUUCGACAUACAUCUACGGCUACACAGACGCGAACUGGAAAGAGGGCAUGACUGAAGAGGAAGGCAUCGAGUUUGUGAAGGGCUCAUUGAAAGAGGCAAUCAAGUGGGACGGCAGUUCAGGUGGUGUGAUUCGAAUGGUCGUGCUCACAGCCAAAGGUGCUGUGCGGCACCUGUACCUGCCUGACAGGAAUUACGAAGGGCCGGGAACAGACAAGCCAUAAGGACAUGAUGAUGACACAGACAUGUAUGCAUAGAAUACCGCUUGCUGCGCUUUGCGCCGCUGCGAAAUGCGGUUACGCCAGGACUUGUAUAGUACAAGAUCUAUGAUGGAGCAAGUCCAGCUCCGGCAGCUACC
This is a messenger RNA of Cercospora beticola, 954 nucleotides long. RefSeq names its product proteasome core particle subunit beta 1 (gene PRE3). Gene Ontology annotation, molecular function: threonine-type endopeptidase activity. Gene Ontology annotation, cellular component: proteasome core complex. NCBI's taxonomy places the organism in Eukaryota, Fungi, Ascomycota, Dothideomycetes, Mycosphaerellales, Mycosphaerellaceae. The record is from RefSeq and is a predicted model, not a curated record.